Colletotrichum phormii is the source of this 1275-nucleotide messenger RNA. RefSeq names its product adenosine-deaminase. Gene Ontology annotation, biological process: tRNA wobble adenosine to inosine editing. The coding region runs from base 1 to 1275 and encodes 424 amino acids. The transcript has 3 exons. NCBI's taxonomy places the organism in Eukaryota, Fungi, Ascomycota, Sordariomycetes, Glomerellales, Glomerellaceae. Gene Ontology annotation, molecular function: tRNA-specific adenosine-37 deaminase activity; RNA binding. The record is from RefSeq and is a predicted model, not a curated record.
AUGUCAGCCGACCCCGAUGAGAUUGCAGACGUUGUUCUGCGGCAGUUUAAGAAACUGCCUGCAAAACGCCGGCCUCAGGUUAGAGACAAUGGAUUGCAUGAAUGGGUUCCCCUGAGCGGCAUCGUCGCUGAGAAAGAUGGUGUUCUGACAUGUUUCUCACUCGCAACGGGCAUGAAAUGCCUCCCAGCCAGCAAACUCCCCCUAGCAAAAGGAAACGCCCUCCACGACUGGCACGCCGAAGUCCUCGCCAUCCGCGCCUUCAACCGCCAUCUCCUGGACGAAUGUGACACCCACUUGCAGGAAAAUGAAACCAGAAUCCCUUCCUCAGACAUCAUCACCAGACGCCCUCCCUCUGCCAUCUCCCCCGCCUCACCCCAACCCUUUGCAAUCAGAGACGACGUCACCCUGCACAUGUAUUGCUCCGAAGCCCCCUGCGGCGACGCAAGCAUGGAACUCACAAUGGCGGCGCAAGAAGACGCUUCACCCUGGGAAGUGCCCCCAUCCACAUCCUCAUCUACAACCUCCCCGGACUCGACCCCCCUCCCAGGAAGAGCCUACUUCUCCCACCUAGGCAUCGUCCGCCGCAAACCAGCUCGCGGCGACGCGCCCCCGACAACCUCCAAAUCCUGCUCCGACAAGCUCGCGCUCAAACAGUGCACCUCCCUCCUCGCCUCGCUAACCUCCCUCCUAAUCCACCCAGCCAACGCGUAUAUUUCCUCCCUUAUCCUGCCAGAGUCAGAAUACUCCGCCACAGGCUGCGAGCGCGCAUUCUCAGAGAGGGGACGGAUGAAGGCCGUGGCGGACGAGACAGCGCAGUCGAAGGGCGGCUACCGGUUCUCGCCGUUCGAGGUACGCUCCACGACCCGAGUCUUUGAGUUCUCGAAACGGAGUGUUAGGGGACGGGUUGGAGCGGAUAAGACUGCGGCGAGUAACCUCGCUGCCGUCUGGACUCUUGAUGGCCGGGUGGAUGAGGGGACGAUGGGCGGAGUGCUGCAGGGGCGGAAGGCAUUUGAUGUCAGGGGCGCGAGUUUGGUUUCUAGGCGGAGGAUGUGGGAGCUUGCGGCGGCGGUGGCGGAGAGGUUAGCUGGGGAGGAGCUUGAUGACGAGGACGAGGUUGGGGGUUUGUUGCGGCGGGCGUUGGAUGUUGAUGCGUAUGGUGAGGUCAAGGGCGGGGAGAUGCUUGCUUAUCGGAGGGAGGUGAAGGAGGCUGUUAGGAGGGUUGCGUUGGCGGGGUGGGUUGUUAAUAUUGGGGAUGAGGAGUUUGCGAAGUUGUAG